AUGUGGUGUGUUCAACAGAAAGAACUGCAACUGGAUAAUAGGCUUAAAGGGAGAUCUGAAGGUGACCGCAGCACUGAUGGCAGUCACAGAGACAUGAAUGAUUCACAAAGGGCUACUAGUACUGAAACAAGUGCUGGUGCUUCACGUUCAUCAAGGGAAAGAGCAAUGCAAGAUUGCCAUUCUAGGGUAGAUGAUGGUUUGAAGGAUGAAGACAUUAAGGAAUUUCUACAGGUCAAGCGUGGUAGGGGCUCUGUUGGUUCGCGAAUGGAUGGAACUGGUCCUUACCUUCCCCCUUCCCCAGAUUCCCAGGCAAAGCAUUUAGCUAACCAUGAUAGGGGCAGCAGGGGAGACUGGGGACAUCGCAUCAGUCUUGGUCCCAAGAAGCCUUUUUUCCUAAAGCCUCGUGCAUCUUCUGAAAAGGAGCCUGUUGAGGAUGAGUGGGAGGAAAAGAAAGUUGGCUCAAGCAAGAAACACUCGAGAAAACACAGGUCAAAAGAGGGAGGGAAAAAGAUGUAG
Diospyros lotus (date-plum) is the source of this 516-nucleotide messenger RNA. RefSeq lists its product as uncharacterized. The coding region runs from base 1 to 516 and encodes 171 amino acids. The record is from RefSeq and is a predicted model, not a curated record. NCBI's taxonomy places the organism in Eukaryota, Viridiplantae, Streptophyta, Magnoliopsida, Ericales, Ebenaceae. The transcript is spliced from 2 exons.